This is a messenger RNA of Fusarium oxysporum Fo47, 792 nucleotides long. RefSeq names its product oxidase ustYa family protein. Bases 1 to 792 code for a protein of 263 amino acids. The record is from RefSeq and is a predicted model, not a curated record. The transcript has 3 exons. Gene Ontology annotation, biological process: mycotoxin biosynthetic process. NCBI's taxonomy places the organism in Eukaryota, Fungi, Ascomycota, Sordariomycetes, Hypocreales, Nectriaceae.
AUGUCACGGUCUUCCCUGGAUGACCUGGAGAGUCAUGAGUCUCGUGAUCGACUGUUGAAGAAUGGCGAUGACCAUUUCAAUGACUCGAGAGACUGGGAAACACACAUUGAGCAAUCAUCCAAGCAGCGGGUGCCCAACUACAUGUCUGCCAUUGCAUUUACAUCUAUCUUACUUAACCUUCUUUUGAUCAUCUCAUCUCUUUGCCUGUGGGCGAGAACAAGAUCACCCUUACCUCCCUGGCCUAAUAUUCUCUAUUCUCCGGCCCAGAGUGCAGUCGAGUACGAAAUAGUCACUUUCAAUUCAGAUUUCCCUGAAGACCACUCGGGAACAACAGACUUCUAUGGCGCAUCUCCAGAAGCAGAAGAGGCAUGGAGAAAUCUGAUGAAGCCUUAUCUGGUCAGGAUACCUGGCCAAGAAGCAUCACGAUUAUCCCGUCCUACGUCGCAGAUCUCUAGAGAUCCAGACUACUACAUUACCAGUCUUGAUGUAUACCACCAACUGCACUGCCUUAAUGACAUUCGGAAGAUGGUGAGGGACUUCAACUCGACAGAAGGAGGUCUGGGCAGAUUACAAACCAUGCACAAGUUUCACUGCAUUGACUCUAUUAGACAAAGUCUUAUGUGCAAUGCUGACUUGAGUUUGAUACAUUGGUAUUGGGCACCGCAAGUCGGGAAGAACUUUCCAAAUGCAACUACGACACAUAUUUGUCGGAAGUGGUCAUUAAUUGAAGAGUGGGCGAUGGGCCACAGGCUUGACCAAGAUGACUAUGAUCCAAGGACGCAUAUUGAGUAA